Messenger RNA from Cylicocyclus nassatus, 282 nucleotides. Lineage: Eukaryota; Metazoa; Nematoda; Chromadorea; Rhabditida; Strongylidae. The record is from the annotation of a GenBank genome assembly.
AUGCUGGAGGAGAUGCCCGUCGGCAGGACAUUCUUCGCCUCGGAUCUCGCAGUGCGCUUCAACAGACGCGGACCGACUCCCUCCCAGGAGAUCGUAGAUUAUGAGCUCUCGACAAUCAGAGAUAAGGCAGAGUUCUCAAUCUUCGACAUCCGUGUCUUCGCCAGGAUUGACGGAUUCAACCUCGACGACUACAAGGGGGGAACAAUCCGCGCAGCCAUCAACAAAAGGGCGAAGCUCAUCGGCAAGGAUGUCACCGGACAGGGAGUAUGGGUGAAAGUAUGA